GACUCUUCUUCGGCAACCUAUUCUUCGCUAGGAUCACAGUCGCAUCCCCGAGUUUCAUUGAGUUUGUUCUAAGGGAAAACAAGAAAACCAGCGUGAAAGUGUCAGUCCUCGAGUGCAAUCAUGCCGUCGUCCAGGAGCUUCUUCUUCUUCGCCCUUGCUUUUGUUGGAGUUCUAUGGAGUUGCGUUCUCUGCCUCCAACGGCCCCCACCGAGAUAUUCGCAACAAUAUAUGCCGGACACUUCCUUCACUUGUCAAAAUAAGAUCCUAGGCAGCUAUUACGCCGACCCGGAGACCGACUGUCAACUCUUCCACGUUUGUGUGUCCGUUGCAGGAACCGUUCAAGAUUAUCGAUUCCUGUGUCCAAACGGCACAGCUUUCGAUCAAGAGAGCCAAACCUGUGCUGACUGGUACGACGUGGAUUGCGAAGCAGCAACGCUCUACUACGCCAGUGACAACUUUGACCUUUACAGACUGGGUUCAGGUUUAGAAUCCCUUCACUUCGACAGCCUUCGUAGUGAUGCGGAACCACAGGAUCAUCUCCAGCGCAGUGAAACCAGCGACGCAGUACGAUCUUCCGCCAAUGCCCUCAAUCGAGUAGCUUCAACUAGUUUUAAAGACAGAGGCAGCAAGGACAUCCUCCACGGAAGCAGCAGCAGCAAUUACUUUAAUAAUAGAAACAAUGCCAAAGAUGACGACUACGACGACAAGGUCAUUCCUGAACCCAGAAAGAAGUCUGGAGUAAGAAAAGUCAGCAGAAAACAACAGUAUGACAACACACCGACAACAACUGCCGCCACUUCCCCAUCCAGCAAGAGCUACAAUUUCUACUCUGGAAACAAUUAUAAUCAUCAAAGAACCUUCGACUCUUCGACAACGACACCUCGGGCGGCCUCUACACAGGAGUUCAAAAAUACACAGAAAACAGUUCAGCAAACAACUUACCGCCCAACAUAUUCCUACUCCACAUACACAACCACAACCUACAGACCCAGCACCAAUUAUCCAGAAGGCUUUACUGGAUUCCCAAUUAUCCCCAGCACCACCGCCAAAACAACGACCACCAACAGCAACAAUAAAAACAAUUUUAACAAUGCUUUCGGCUCUUCCAGUGGAACAACCCCAAGACCCUCCACUUACAAGAAAGUCUACUACGAUCCCUCCACUCUACCUGAAUCUUUCUCACCAUCCACGACCAAUCAGCCAAGUACAAACUAUCAAUCAAGCGAUUUCAACACCUACAAUAACAAUUUCCAACGGAACUACAACAAUAUUCAACGCACCAGUAGCACUUCCAAUUUUCCUUCCUCUACAAAUUCUCCAAAUUUCUUUGACAGCUUUAACAGCCAAUUUAAUAGUAGAUCUAAUUCUCCUUCGACAAUUAGGCAAGACUACACUCAAACAACUGCCAAGUUCAUUUCAAACAAUUUCUCAAAUAAUGGCAACGCUCCCACGACCUACAGUCCAAUAACGAAAAAAAAUGAAAACGUGAGAGAUCGUUACAAUACGCAAUCCAAGAAUGAAGGCCAAUACAAUGAUGGACAGUAUAAGAAAAGUGACGAUACCAAGUAUUCACAAAACAAUGGACAGUAUUAUGAUAAAUUGAGCCAAAGCAAAUCGACCAACUUCUACGAUUCAACGAAACCACCCAAGAAAGUUACACAAUACAAUAACUACGAUUCCGGAAAUAAUGGAAAGUAUUAUGAAACCACUACCACCGCAAAUUACGAUUUCGGCAGAUCUGGCGCUAUUGGAUUCAGUCCAUCCAGCAUUAAUCAUUUAGCUGAGUCUCCCAAAACCACAACUCCAGUACCAAGAAAAACUGGAGCUCCCACGACCUAUAAUCCUAACAGUUUCAAUACCAAUAAUCACAGAUCGUCUCAAACAAAUUCUCGAGGAACAACUCACGUUAGUCAUUCUGCCAGACCGUUUUCAACAACUCCGAGUUUCACAGAAAGUACUACAUUGAAAGCAACGAAAACCGGAAAGAAAAACGACUAUGACUACGCGUACUACGAUAAUGCGGGAGCUUUGGAAUACGAUGGAAUUGAACUCGAACAUGUGACAGGAAACAAAGAAUCUUCGAAAAUUUCGAGGUCUUGAACAUAAAAAGAUUCACAUCUAUUAAUAAGCAAAAAACAGUCAUAAUUUCAUUUUGUCUCAACCAUAGUAAAAAGAAAAUCAAAAUAAUCUACUGAACAUUAAUAAUGUGUAUAAAGUAAUUUAUUGGAAAAAUAUAAAAUUAUUAGUUUGUGUUCUAAAAGUUAAAUGAACUAAAAUUUUAUAUUUUUAAAUGUCAAACGAAAAUAAUAUUAAUAUACUUUAAAAAAAUAUAUAUAUAAAUUAUUCUUAUGUGUGAGACAAAAUUAAAUAUAUAUUUUCCCAUCAUUCGCGAUUUUAAAUAUUUUUAUGAGGCAUAUAUUAUGUUUUUUAUUAUAUUAACAGGCCAGUUAUCACACCCCUAUAAAAACCUUCAUUUGAUAUUUAUGUGCGGAUGUUUUUAUUAUUAUUAUUGUAAAUUUGUGAACGCAUUGUGAAUAUUUCAAAUUGAAAUUUUGUUUUCACUAUAAAUCCUUUUCUAAUUGAUUCUAUUUCUUUUCUACACGUAUACAUUGAAAGUGUCUCCCAAACAUGAUAACAUCAACUUUGUUAGUGCAAUGAGAUAAACUUUAAAGAAAUCCUAUGAAAUUUUUCUACAUAUUUAAAAAAAUAUAUCAAAAAUUCAUAUGCCAUCUUGUUAAUGGACCUUUUUAUUUUAAUUGACAUAGAGGAUAAUUUUCUUUUAAUUAUUUCGACUUAAUUAUAAAAGAGACACCUAUGUUCAUCUAUUUCUUUUGUCUUUCAUCUUAUGAAAUUUUUGACGUCUGCAUAUGAAAAAGUAAUUAAAAUAAAAAGGUCUAUUUGCUCUUCUAGUGACGACAGGAUUUCAAAUCCCAACAAUUAUUUAUGAGUCUACUAUGUAUUAUAAAGUUCUUUUUUAUGUCUUUGUUAUUAUAGAUAGUCCGUUUUGCAUGGUGGUAGAGUCCAUGUCAUUUAAACAUUUUUUUUAGAAAGAAUUCGACUGUAUCAAGGAAUAUAAUUUCUUGCGAUAUUUUUUAAUAUGAUAAAAAUGUACAGAAAAAUAUGUAUUUUUAAUUAUAAAGUAAAAAAUGUUCUUUUAAAGAAA
This is a messenger RNA of Leptopilina boulardi, 3163 nucleotides long. RefSeq names its product probable serine/threonine-protein kinase DDB_G0282963. Gene Ontology annotation, molecular function: chitin binding. The coding region runs from base 121 to 2100 and encodes 659 amino acids. The transcript has 4 exons. Gene Ontology annotation, cellular component: extracellular region. NCBI's taxonomy places the organism in Eukaryota, Metazoa, Arthropoda, Insecta, Hymenoptera, Figitidae. The record is from RefSeq and is a predicted model, not a curated record.